GCAAGACUUUCAAGUUGCGCGUGGCGCGUGGUAUCGGCGUAAAACCUCUCUUCCGGCCUCAUCCUCAGAAUGUAGAACCCUAGCCUCUUCUCUGCUACCACCAAUCCAGUAAAACAACCGGCCAAAGUUUGAAACCCAUGAUGAAAUGGUGAAUUUUUUCAAUUUCCAUGGCGAUUUCCAGUGUGGGUUUCGCUUGCAGAUCCUAUCUCCCUGUUCGUACCCUCCAGUAUCACUGCUCAUGGAAGAUUCGGUUCAACACGAUUUCCGCUGCAAUUGAGGCAGUGGAUGAGCCAAAUGGUUUCGACAAGGACGGUGAUCGUCAAGACAAGGUUGCUGAUGGGACAAGGUCGGAAGGGGAUCGUGAGUGGAAGCAACUGAAUUCUAAAGACCUUGGAAUAAGCAGUUCAAUGAUUGCAAAGCCCACAAGACAAGUGCUUAAUGUCCUUAAGCGAAAAGGACAUGAUGUUUACCUUGUGGGAGGCUGUGUAAGGGAUCUUAUUUUGAAGCGGACACCAAGAGACUUCGAUAUACUCACUUCUGCAGAACUUAGAGAGGUGGUUCGGACUUUCUCAAGCUGUGAAAUUGUUGGAAGAAGGUUUCCUAUAUGUCACGUACACGUUGGAGAUGAUAUAGUAGAGGUUUCAAGUUUUAGUACCUCUGCACAUAAUUCUCUCAGGAACAAGACAACUGAAUUCAAAGAAUCAAGUGGCUCAGACGGCGAUGAGGACUGUAUCCGUUUGAAUAACUGUUUGCAGCGUGAUUUCACAAUUAAUGGGUUGAUGUUUGAUCCAUAUGCUAAAGUCGUAUAUGACUAUAUGGGAGGAAUAGAAGAUAUUAGAAAAGCUAAAGUUCGAACAGUGAUUCACGCUGGCACAUCAUUUCAACAGGACUGUGCUCGGAUUCUUCGUGCAAUAAGAAUUGCUGCACGUUUAGGUUUCAGAAUAUCCAAGGAAACAGCUCAUUUUAUUAAGAACCUUUCUUUCUUAGUAAAAAGACUUGACAAGGGAAGGAUCUUGAUGGAAAUGAAUUACAUGUUAGCUUAUGGUUCAGCAGAAGCUUCUUUGAGAUUGCUGUGGAAAUUUGGGAUACUAGAAAUUAUUCUACCAAUUCAGGCAGCAUAUCUUGCACGCAAUGGUUUCAAGAGACGUGACAAAAGGACUAACAUGCUUAUGUCUCUCUUUGCUAAUUUGGAUAAAUUGUUAGCGCCUGAUAGACCUUGUCACAGCAGCUUAUGGAUAGCAAUAUUGGCGUUUCACAAAGCACUUUACGAUCAACCUCGAAGUCCUUUAGUGGUAGCUGCGUUUAGCCUUGCUGUUGACAAUGGCGGAGAUAUUCUCGAAGCUGCGACAAUCACAAAGAAGAUCACUAGGCCACACGAUAGAAGCUUCUUAGAGCUACAAGAGCCCGAGGAGAAUCUUGAGUUUCAAACCCUGUUGGACGAGGUCAUGGAUCUUGAUACAUCUAUCAAAGAUGCCUUAAGCCAAAUGACUGAUGCGUAUAUUAUCUCUAAAGCUAUGUCAGCUUACCCUCAAGCACCGUAUUCAGAUUUGGUGUUUAUUCCGUUGCAAUUGUACCUGAAAGCGUGCAGAAUCUUCCAGUGUGUGAAAGAAGAGACGCAAAAGGGAAUUAAGGCAAAGCAAGGAAACAAGAUUGAGUAUGCUGCGUUAUAUUCAGGGGAUAUUCCGGAAAUUCGGCAUGUAUUUGCGAGGGUUGUCUUCGACACUGUUUUCCCGUUAAACCUAGUUGAGGAAUAGUAAAUACUGUACUAUCUUUGAGUCCUUAAAGCUUGGGACGCAAGGCUUCUUUAGAAGGAAAUUGUGUCUGUUUUGGGUUGGGAAGGUGGGAUGGCAAGUACAAUCCGGCUUGAGUUUACAACGAAUCUUUUAUUUUAACUUAGAAUCUUCUCUUUUGCGCGCGCGCAGAGUUCGGUACGAGUUCGUUGGAUUUUAAAUAUGAAAUGACAUAUUUAACCCUAUGAUCUAUAUAGAACUGUGUGAUUGUUCGUUGAUUUUGUUGAAAUAAGAAGUACGUUGACGG
Molecule: messenger RNA, 2037 nt
Organism: Thlaspi arvense
Lineage: Eukaryota; Viridiplantae; Streptophyta; Magnoliopsida; Brassicales; Brassicaceae
Source: the annotation of a GenBank genome assembly